AUGGCGUCGUCGUCUUCAGAGACCGUCUCCCAGUCGGUGGUCAUGGACCGCAAGCUUAUUGCCGGUCUCAUCCAGCGGCUUUCAUCAUGGCUCCCUAUCAACAACCCGGCAUCGUCGCUCUCGCUUGACUUUCAGGAUGCUAUGCAGCUGCAGAACGUGGAGGCGCUGGUCAAUCUCUCCGAGUACCGUAUCCAGCAUGUGGUCAAUGGCCUCAUCUCGCUGCUGGAGCAGAACAAGCUCGCGCCGUCCGACGUGGGCUCGACUGACUCUAUUCGCCACGCUCACUCGCAGCUGCACAUCUGGAGGGUACUGGGCAAGUGCAUGGCGUAUGCGUGGCAGCAGCAUAUCGACUCGCAGCCCAUCGACCCCGAGCUCGAGGCCAUGGGCAUGCCCAAGCCGGUCGUCGACCCGCCGCCGCUCGACAACGAGCUGGCUGAGCACGUCCUCCUCCUCACUGCCGGCACCAUCCUCACGCCGCACCCUCUCCUCAACGACGAGCUCACCGCCGAGGCUGGUAACGUCCUCUUCCACCUCUCAGCAUCCAACUUUGACGUCGUCUUUGCGCAGAUCAAGCUCAAGAUCAAGAACCUGCUCGUCCAGCAGUCGGAAGAGGAUCCAGCAACCUCGGAGCUCCUGCUCAUUCAGCACAUCAACUUUAACGCCGAGCGCCUCGCUGACCUCGUCCAGGAGCUCUCGCGAUCGCUCUCGUCGUUCAAGAAGAACUCAACCCAGAUCGUGGCCACCUCGCUCCGAGUCGCCAUCUGGAACUGGAUCAACCAAUACCCGCUCGAGUUUGUGCUCCUCUGCCAGAGCGGCCACCGCAUGCGCGGCAACCCGGACGUCCUCUUCGACAUCUUCUACGCUCUUGCCGACAACACUAAGCGCAAGGUCGCUUACUGGCCGCUCAUGACCAUGCUCCUUGUCCUCUGCCCCGACCACUUUCUCAAGGCCGUCUCACCGCAAGAAAAGGCCGGCAAGCCGACCAACAAGCACCAGUUCCUCAAGGCGCUCGAAAAGGGCCUGCAGAACCCCAAGCUGACCGACGCCUGUGCCAUUUCGUACGUCGAUAUCUGCAAGGCCUCGACCUAUGUCCGCAAGACCGACUUUUCGCCGCUCCGCUACCAGGUGCCCGCCAUCGAGCGCGCCCUCCGCCAAAAGCUGUUCGACCCCAAGCGGAUGGCGACCUCGACCGAGCUGGCGCCCGAGGAGAUGGCCCUUAUGGUCGACUGCCUCACCUCGCUCUAUCUCCUCAACCCCUCGUCGGUCCUCGAGGGCAUUUUCCAGCAGAUGCUCAACUUCCAGUCGCCGCCCAUCUUCCGCCUCGUCCUCAUCCGUGCUCUCCGCGAGAUUGUCAAGGGCGGCGCAAAGCUUCCGUGGAACCCCACUAUUGAGCUUGCAUACCCGUCCAUCUCCUCGCAGCUCCGCUCGCUUCUCAAAGAGCAGCUUGCCUACGACCGCGCGCCCACCAUCGAGGCCUCGUCCAAAAAGUCCAAAGCCCAGCUCGCCGAAGUCGCCCUCAACAUCGAGAUCCUCUGCUCGCUCAUCGCCCUCUUUGAGGAGGACCCCAUGCUCGGCUUUUACAACACCUCGGAAGACCCGUCCAUCCACCGCUCCGACUCGCGCAUGCUCCUCACCGGCCUCUGCUCCGGCCUCAACCCGCGCGAACUCGAGCGCGUCAUGCACCGCGCCGUUGCUGUCAUCUCCAAGUUCCACAAGCCCGACAUCAUCGCCGCCUGGUGUCCGCCCGAGAUGCUCUCGGCCUUUUGGGAGAUCUCGUCCGCCGUCUCGUCCUCAAUCGCCUCACUCAUCAUCCAACAGCGCGACAUCUCGGACCUGGCCGCCAAGCGCCACAUUAAGCUCCUCAUGCACCUCCUCUACGAGUGCCUCGAGUCAUCCAACGACUUUCUCGCCUCCGACUAUGUCAAGGACCUCGACACGCUCUGCACCGUCGCCAUGUACAAGCCGCGCGCCCGCUCCUCCAUCAAGAUUGAGCACGCGCUGCUCAUCUGCCUCUGCUCUGGUGAGCCCGAGAUCUGUUCGCAAGCCGCACGCUGCUUUGGCCUCAUCUGCGGCCAGGCCUCGCUCCUCUUGGAGUCGUCGGUCGACCAGUUUGACGCAGACUCGCCCAUGCGCAAGACCCCGCUCGCAAACUUCUCUGUCUACCGCUUCAUGCAAGCCCUCGGCAACAAGGUCAUGGGCCGCGAGCACCAGCAGAAGGAAAUCCGCAAGCUCAUUCGUCAGACCAAGGCUCAGACGCCAGGCUCCAUCGCCGCUUGGCGGUCUGUCAACGACCGCUGGACCGAGAACACUCCGCUCAUUCUCGAGCUCGACACCAAGACCAACGACCCAUCCAAGCUCGCAAAGUCGUCGGCGGCCCAGGCAAAGCGCAAGGGUCGCUUCAAGGCUCUGGUCGGCUCGACUGGCUCUGAGCUCGCCUCGCUCACCACCCGUGAAAUCGAGGACCUUCGCGCAGAGUGGAUGAACUACGCAGGCUUCCUGUGCGCCCUGGGUGGCGUCAUGGUCGACGCCUCGGAGGAGGCCGUCGUCGACGAGUUUAUCUCGCAGAUUCUCGAGCUCGUCAUGUGCGACGCCCAGUACCUCCGCGAGUCUAUCCUCAAGAUUGCCGCUGCCUCGCUCUCGCCCACCAUGUACGCCCCGCUCUUCCGCACCAUGCACGAGACCAUGGACUCGUUCCUCAAGGGCACCUCUGCAAAGUCUAUUGUCGUCACCGACACCUCGCGCCUCUUUGUCGAGCAGGCCAUCUCUAUGCUCAAGAUCAUUCUCUCCGAACACCAAGAGUCGUCCGACGAGCUCGCCAUCGCAGACUUUGAAACGCUCCUCCUCUCGUUUGCCCGCUACAUCUCGGCUCUCCAGGACAACGUCGACACGGCGCGGACAAAGGUCAAGACCUGCCAGCUCAUCGAGACCACCAUGGCCAACCGCGAGUACCUCACCUUCCGCAACGAGGUCAACUUCCGCAACCGCCUCGUCGAGAAGAUCAUCGGCUGGACCUCCGACUUUGGCGACAAGAAGAACCGCGCUACGCUCGACCCGGCCGAGGUCAUGAAGGUUGACAUCCACACCAUGCGCGCCAUCGCCUCGCUCCUCCACAACCUUCCGCUCCAGACCGAUGCCAACGACGCGUCGUCCAAGGACAAGUCUGCCCUCUUCCUGCAGUACUUUACCUUCUUCACCCAGCUCCUCAACCGCUGCCGUCGCGACGAGCGCCAGUCGGCAAAGUACUCGGAGCUCGCCGGCCUCGCCAUUCGCGCCCUCUCCAACCUCCUCACCGCCAACAUCGACUCGGGCCUCGAGUACUUUAUCUCGCAGGGCUACUCGCAGGAUCCGGAGACCCGAACGGCCUUUAUCAAGGUUCUCACCAACAUUCUCCGCCAGGGCGCCGAGUUUGAAUCGCUCGCCGAGUCGUCGCUCAACGAGCGCUACGCCAAGCUCAUGGCCCUCCUCAUGCAGCGCGACAUGGUUGUCACUCACGCCCUCAUCGAGUCGGUUCAGAUCACCGAGGCCGACAUGAUCUCAUCCGUCCUCAUCCGCCUCUUCUCCGCCGCCGGCAAGCACAUGCAGCUUCUUGAGUACAUCAUCCGUAAGGAGGUGACCUCUACCUUUGCCGAGUCGACCCUCUUCCGCCGCAACUCGAUGGCCACCAAGCUCCUCACUGCGUUUACCAAGUACGUCGGCAAGUCGUGGCUCCAAGACAUGCUCCGCGAGCCCAUCAAGGCCAUGCUCGAGAUGAACCCGCAGCGGUUCGAGGUCGACCCCGACAAGGUCAUGCCCAACGACGACGUCGACGCCAACCGCGACCGUCUCAUGACCGCAGCCACCGUCAUUGUCGAUGCCAUCUUUGCCAAGUACGCACAGUGCCCUGUCUCCAUCCACUCGGUCGCACACAUGCUCGCUUCCAUCAUCGUCGAGAAGUUUCCCAAGGCCGGCCCGACUGCCAUCGCCGGCUUUAUCUUCCUCCGCUUCAUCUGCCCGGCCAUUGUUGCACCCGACGGCUUUGGCCUUGUCCCUGACGCCAUCACCUCGCGCGACACCCGCCGCGGCCUCAUCAUUGUCACCAAGAUUGUGCAGAACCUGGCUAAUCGCGUCCGUUUCGGCACCAAGGAGCGCUUCAUGGACAUGGCUAACCAGUUUAUCGACGACCGCUCCGAGUCGAUGCUCGCUGUCCUCUCGCACUUUGCCGGCCCGCCCGACGCCGCCGAGCUUGCAGCCGACGAGGAGCCUGACGAUGGCGGUGAGGCCGGCGCCAAGGAUGACGACGACGACGAUCAGGAGGCCUCGUUCAUCACCGACGAGCUCUUCCCCGACGUCGUCGCCCUCCAUCACCUCAUCUACGACAACCUUGAGAAGAUGGGCCAGAUGAUUUCCAAGGAAAUUCGCUCCCGCAACGAGCUUGCCGACGAGCAGCGCCGCCGCGAGGGCAACGUCUACGGCGAGGACGGCUCCAUCAUCGGCACUUCGCCGGCCUCGGGCUCGCCGCCGCCGGCCUCCACCGCCGACGCUCCAUCCGCCCCUGACGUUCCGGGCAACAUCAACCCGGCUGCUGCAGAGGCCGCUGCCUCGGACCCGAUCUCCGCCACCAACCUCAUCCAGAAGCAGCUCGUCGCCCAGGGCAUCGACGCCGAGACUGCCGCCAAGGCCGCCAAAGCGCGCGUUGAUCAGCUCGUCUCGGUCCACCGCGCCAACCUCGCUGCUGCCGAGGCUGCUGCCGCCGACGCUGCCGCCAAGUCGGACGAAGCCCCGGCCGGUGACGAAGUUGACGCCGCCGCCGCCGAUGGCUCGGCUCCGUCCGGUGCCGCCGCCGCCGCCAAAAAGCCUUUCGUCCAGCUCACCAUUCUCAUGGCGCAGCUUGGCCCGCCACCAGAGAUCAAGGAGAAGACGGACGGCGAGGCCUCUGGUCCCGGCAGCGUCACCUCGUCCAACUCGGCAUACGAGGUGUUCAUGCGGCAGAACGCUGGUAUCGAGAGCUCCGAGGAGCUCGAGGCGCUCAUGUACCAGGCCGGCAAAUCGCUGGCGGGCUUCCCGGUCCUCUACGUCAUUGCCCGGAAUCUCAAGCCGUCGAUGGACAAGGUCAAGGUCCAGUACCACAUCCUCAAGACGCUCCAGCCGGUUUUGCACACACAGUUUGACAUUGUCAUCGACCUCGCGUACUCGGGCCCGGAGAACGAGGUUGAGUUUUCGCUCAUCUCGCGCUUUGUCCGCCUCCUUCCGGUCGAGCUGCAGACUGCCGUCAACGACAUCUGCAUCCUCUACCCCAACUCGUGGGCAAAGAAGUUCCUCAAGCGCGUCGGGCGCGUCGUCUCGGGCCGUAUCUCGCGCAAGAUCAAGUUCUGCGCCUCGGUCCACCACCUCCAUGCUUACGUGGCGCCGGUGGAGAUCAAGCUUCCCGAGACCACGCUCGCCAUCGAGAACGAUGUCAAACUCACCUUUGAGCGGGUGACAAGGACCUCGCAGCACAAGCCGUGCAUCAUCCGAGUCCUCUCUGACGGCUUCCAGAUCCUGUCGACCAAGCAGUCGUCAAUCCUCCGCCACAAGUGCGCCAUCACCGACCUCUACCACAUCCGCCAGGUCGAGGACGUGUAUCGCAUCGGCUCGCGCGACGCGCACUCGUUCAACAUCAAGUACUACGACGCCGAGGGCACCAACAUUCUCCUCCUCCGCUCGCACCAGGCUUCGCGCAUCAUCAAGACCCUCAAGGCGACCCAGGAGCAGUGGCGCUCGGCCAAACCCGAGGACUCGUCCACCGUCCGCAAGUUCCGCCCCGAAGACGUGCCGGGCACACUGCUCAACAUGGCGCUGCUCAACCUCGGCUCCGACGACUCGGCCCUCCGCCUGGCUUCCUACGACAUGCUCUACGCGCUCGCCGUCAAGUUCAACUUUCCCAUCCGCGACGCCCUCCUCCGCGCCGACGGCAUGUUCAUUCCGGUCAACACGGCGUGGUUUGUGACCUCGAUGUCGCGGACGCUGGCAAACAACGAAACCCGCCUCACCCUCGAGUUUAUCCGCGAAGUGCUCGAGUCGUUUGACAAGGAGAACCGCAAGCGCAAGCACCUCUCGCUGCAGUACCUCGCGCCGUGGCUUAACAACCUCGACGAGUACUUUCUGGCCUCGCCCGACCCGGACUCACUCGACCGAAAGUCGCGGGCCAAGGACCUCAUCAACACCCUUAUCGACCUCACCAUCCGCGAGGACGAGCUCUACCCGGCCGUCCAGCAGUACAUCUGGACCACCAUUGGCCAAGUCACGCCCGUCCUCCACGACGUCGUCGACAUCCUUAUCAUCCGCGCCUGCCGCGCAGGCCUCUCGUCCAAGCCUGCGGAGAUCAUCGCUGACACCACCGUCACCCUCGCCUCGCAGAACAAGGCCCUCGUCUCGGGCCGUGUCAUCGCUCAGCUUCGCAAGCUCCUCCGCGCCACCGCCAUGGUCCCGGUCACUCGCCUCGAGGACGGCCAGCUGUGGAACGAGAUCGCUACCCUCACCCGCAUUGUGCUCAUGCUCUCCUUCCACGACCGCAUCGACCUGCGGAACUUCCUCCCGGAAAUCUUCCACAUUGUCAUCUGCCUGGUCUCCACCGGCGAGUCCCUCUUCCGCAAGACCAUCCAUGGCAUUGUCAUCAACGUCGUCCAGUCGCUUUGCACCUCAGACCUCGUCACUGCCGAGCAGGCCGAGUCGCUCCGCUUCCGCCUUCGCGACUUUUCCGAGGCCCGUCACCAGCUCCUCUUUGGCGUCUCGGGCUCCAAGUCGAUCGAGUCCAUUCCGGUCCAGUCGCUCGAGGCCAUUGCCAUCGCCCUCCACGACGUCAUCACCUGCUGCCAGACCGGCGCUGUCAAUAGCUAUGGUCAGUUGUGGCACUCGCGUUGGCUCUCGCUGACCACAGAGACCGCGUUCCAGUUCAAUCCGGCGCUCCAACCGCGUGCCUGUGUCACCAUCGGCGUCCUUGCCACCCACGUCUCGGACUCGCUCAUCCGCGAGCUCAUCUCGAUGCUUCGCGUCAAGCUCCUUCAGUCGAUGCGGAUCACGGCCGUGCCGGGCAAUCUCGAGUCGUCGUUCGACAUGCCUAUCGCCAUCCUUCUCUGCCUCACCCGCCUCAUGACCAAGCUCCCGCCCACUUCGGUCUACUUUAACCUCAUGUUCUGGUUCGCCGUCUCCAUCCUCCAGAUCUCGGAAAUCGUGCUCUUCCCGGCUGCCUUGGGCCUCCUCGAAGUCGUCAUCAAGACCAUGGACGCCGUCGGCUGCUUCGACUCGUACCAGGUCAACGAGUACCUCAUGAUGGCCCGUCAGCCGCUCGAGGACAUUUGCGCCAAGCUGGACGAGGCAACCCAGUUCAACUUCCACACCGACUUUUCGUUUGCCAUUGUCGGCAACAUUCUCAAGGGUCUCAAGCACCCGUCGACCAAGGCCAUCACCGUCCGCGUCCUCACUACCUUCCUCGAUGUCGUUGGCAAGGGCACCCUCGACUCGUCUGUCCUCGGCUUCCUCGCUGCGCUCCUUCCCUCGCGCCGAAACAACACUGCCUUCCGCGAAAUGAUUGCCAACAACACCGACAACUCGUCGUCCAACGGCGACUCGUACUGGUCGUUCCUCUUCACCCCCGAGAUGCUGCCCGACCUCACCACCACCGUCCUCUUCCUCUCCAUCCUCGUCACCAUCCUUGACAAUGCAGAGUACGAGGCCGAGCAGCUGUUCAUCUUCCGCCUCCUCGAGGAGGCUGUCCUCGCCGUCCCAAGGUCUUCCCGGUCACCUACUCGUCCGGCCUCAUCCGCCGCAUGUCGGCCUCGCUCGCCACCUCGCAGGACCGCAACAUCAUCAACUCGGUCCAGAACAUCAUGCACUCGAUGGCCAAGGUCGGCGCCGAGUCAGACCCCAACCACCCCACCAAGAACCACCUCAAGUCGGUCGGCUGCGAGGGCCUCCUUCAUGCUGCUUCCAUCCGCAACACUCCUUCGCAGAAGAUGGUCAUGUCCGCCAAGUACUGUGCCCUCCUCAUGGACGAGAUGACCGACCGCCGGUAAAAGCAACAAACUCGGUACA
Molecule: messenger RNA, 8049 nt
Organism: Thecamonas trahens ATCC 50062
Lineage: Eukaryota; Apusomonadida; Apusomonadidae
Product: neurofibromatosis type 1
Exons: 2
Coding region: 1-8016 (2671 amino acids)
Biological process (GO): regulation of GTPase activity
Source: RefSeq, a predicted model, not a curated record